Momordica charantia (bitter melon) is the source of this 849-nucleotide messenger RNA. NCBI's taxonomy places the organism in Eukaryota, Viridiplantae, Streptophyta, Magnoliopsida, Cucurbitales, Cucurbitaceae. The record is from RefSeq and is a predicted model, not a curated record.
UCGAGUCAAGCAAGCUUCAUGUAUCCAACACUCAUAUGAAAUGACAAUCACAUUGAAUUAUUAUUUUAAUUAAGGUAAUAAAUAUUAUAUAGUUAUUUUAUUGUAACGAUGAGAUGUUGUGGUGUUGAAGUUGCACGUGCUGAGUAGAGAAAUGGUGUAUAUGGGAAUGAGUUUAUUGAAGUAUUUGCCAGUCUAUGCUGUGGAUGCUCUUCUUACGAUGCUCUCUAAGCUCAAAUUUGGCGACAUGUCGGCUCACGGGAUAUGUCGGCCGAAGAUGGGCCCUUUUCAACUCAAAUCCGCCAUCGGGAAGACGCCGGUUAUCGACGUCGGAACUCUAUCCAAGAUUCGGGCUGGUGAAAUUAAGGUUCUUCCACAAAUAUCAAACAUAAAUGGAGGAACCAUUGAGUUUGAAAAUGGAGUAAUCAAGAGAUUUGAUGCCAUUGUCUUUGCUACUGGCUACAAAAGCUCUGCUAACAAGUGGCUUCAGGAUCACCGGUUCGUAUUAAACGAAUCGGGUAUGCCGAAAAAUCAAAUUCCGAAUCAUUGGAAGGGAGAAAAGAGGGUUUAUUGUGUUGGGCUAUCAAGGCAGGGGCUGGCUGGAGUUUCUGCAGAUGCAAAGGCAGUAGCAGAAGACAUUAGCAACAUUUUAAAUAAAAUAUCUGAUAACUAAUAAUAUAUGGCUUUAAAUUUAUGUUCUCCAAUAUGAUAAAUGUUUAGCCAUCCCUUAGAGCAAAUAGCUCCUUUUCAAACCUAUGUAAAAUAUUUUGGUUUGGAAACUGGUUUGGCUAGUGCUUAAAAAAGUUCUAUAUAUUUGGAGAAGUUAUGUAACCAGCUAGUUUAAUAUGACUC